AUGAACCGAUUUCGAACCAAGAAGCGAACCAAGGACGACAUCUCCGCCCCUCGCCCUUCCGUGGACAGUGACAAUGCUAGCCCCUUCAAGCUGUUUGGGAAAAAGAAGCUGCCCGAGAAUGACUUCAAGCAACAGUUGGAUAUUGAUGCCGCGCUCCCUCCUAGUGACGAUUUUCGGACCAGUCUACUCAUGACGGGUCUUUCGGCCCGAUUUUCCAUGCUACGAGAGCAGGACGACCCUAAUUCAAAGCUUGGUAAAGCCAGCGAUGAUAGUGUGCUCUUCCCCAAGCGCCAGUCAAGGCUGAUGGACUUUGGCUAUGCCUCUGGCUUACAGGACAUCGCCGAAAUCGAAUCUCUCCAGGCUGCGUCUUUCACUCGUCUCAACUCAUCACACGGAUCCGAAGGUUAUGAUGCUGGCAGUAUCAUGGACCGAGCUCGACCAAACGAUGGAAAUAACUUGUUUGGUGGACGCCAAAAAAUCUACCGUAUUGGCGCGGGCACUAAAACCGGAAACAAUGGCAUGGGCAGCCGCAUUUUGUAUGAUGAAGACGUAGCCAAGACGGCAUUCCAGAAGUGGAGGCAGUCGGAGAAAGAAAGAGCCUCCUUUGAGGAUAGGAUCGAUGACACACUCGAUUUUGAUUCUGCCUUCGACUACAACAAGAAGCGCGCCACAAACUCAACAACAUCGUCUGCCGGGCGAUACUCCACCGCAGCCACCUCAAUCGCGUCCCAGGUGCCUUCGUCCAAAGAGGGUCAAACAGCAAUCCCGACAUCGGCCAGCACCGUAGAGCGGAGCUUCACACGCACCAGGCGCCUAUAUGAGCAAGGCUUGACGCAAGAUCUACAGAACCAACAGUCCUCUGCUCUAUCCCGCAUAGACACGCUGUCCAAGUCUCACCGCAACAAGGCCUCUCCGGAUGGCCUGUCUGGCCCGUCUCCAACAGGCUCGACCUUUAGUGAUCGCAUGAUGGAGAGACGCACUCUCCUUAGCAAGGCCAGUGCGCCCAACCUGCGGUCCUUUACACCACCUGCUUCAGGUGCUUCUCCGCAGACUCCGUCCGAGCCUGUUCCCAGGUUCACAACAGAGCACAAGACCAAUUUCGGUGUCAAUCCGCCCUUGAGCCCUCCUAUCAGUGAAGCAGAUGACCACCACUCAAUGCUACCCAUUCAGCCCAAUGACAGGGGGAAAGCAACCGCCAUGGGCGUGUUCAAGAGACCAGUUCAACAAUAUGACGACUCCAAAUUCGCCCAACGCCAGCAGCAAAUGCGCAAAGGCCGUGAUGCCUCUGAUAGCCACAGCCAGGCUGGUGCACGAUCUUCUCAUGAUGCCAGUCGUUCCAGAUCAUCUUCGACGCAUCGCAGUCUCCGCGAGCGUAUUGACGCUACCCAAAGCAAGGUUGAUCGUGUACCCAAGAAGGAUUACAACUCAACUUCCUUCUUCGAAGACACGGAUGAUGCUUCUGGGCCCAUCAGCUACUCCAAUUUCGCUUCGUCCUUGAGCGUGCAGCUCACUGUAGAACGCCCAAAUGACGAGGACCAUCCUGCCUUUCGCAAAUCAGCCCUCCCGACCCCGCUUUCGUUGUCAUCCAGAGCAUCCGACGAUAACUUAUCUGUGGAAGACAGGGCAGACAGAAGUUCACGUCUGAGAGAUGAUCGCGCAGAAGACUCUCCUACUCUCGGCCCCGGAUUAAAUACUGGUCUCAGCGGAAUGGUAAGACAGCAUCUCCGCGGUAAUAGCAAUGCCUCCUCUAUUUAUGACAUGUCUGCCCAGACGCCCGAUGUCGAUUCACGUCAGAAGUCUGUCAUGCCAGAUUACAAGCAACAGGACAACCAUGGAUCCAAUACUAGCUGGGGAUUCGAUGAGAAUCAACUUUCAACGGACAGUGGCGCAUGGACGCCGACCACACAUCAGAACGAGUCUGCAACGCGUGGAGAACAAGAUGAGUUCGCCAGGCAUCUAGCAGACGGCGCUCGACGGGUUCGCGAGAAGCUGACCUCGUAUGCCGAGCCUGACAAUGAACUUCUGCCACCGCCCGCGCCUCCUCUCGAGUCAGCCAAAGAUCUCGCCGCUGCCAAAAACAACGCACUUGGCAUUCUUCGCACCAAGUCCAGUCGCACAUCCCUGUUUGACCGCGGCCGUGAUCGAGACAGUGAUUCAAAAUCAAAGAGUGGGAAAUCUCCUGCACCGUCGACCCGAACGACAUCUGGUGAAAUUGCUCCGCAGGAACCUGCCUUGCCAGUGCGCAAGGAGGAGAGCGUGCAUGCUGGUCUGAAGGCUUUCCGCCAAGCCAGAAGAGAGCUUCAAAAGAUGAAGGAAAUCGAGGUACAACAGCGUCAUGGCACAUCGCCGCAAAAGUUCAGCCCGCGAUCUGACCGCCCGGCUGCCCAGCGCACAUUCUCGCAUGACCAGACCGCGGCUCCUCCCCACUACCAGCAAGCUGGUCUCUCAGGCAAAGGUCAAGCACAGGCAGCCUUAGACAGAGAUCGCAGCGGAUCGGAAAGCAGCCGCGAGGGAAAUGAACGCCAAAAUAGAAUGGUUUCUCGUGGUGUCUCCUCCUCCAGUGAUACCCGCACGACGAUGUCGUCGCACACAAGCAACCAUUCCCCGACAAUGAACAGGAAGCGCGAUAUUUCUGAACCUACAUACCUUCCCAAUAAUCGAUUCCAUCCCUCGAGCCUACCCGGAGCCACAGUCUCUACCCCAAAUCUGCAUGCGCCUCUUGAUGCACCCCCACUGCCUCCGAUUAAUCCCCGACGAAAGAAUGGUUUGGUUGGUCAGUCUUACCGCAGCGGCGAGCCGAUAUCUGGCAACGCCGACGUUUCGUACGAUGAGAGCGCGGAUGAACAACGACGACAGCUUUAUAGAGCGACGAGCGACCAAAAUGGCGAGCGUACUCGACGCUACCCCCCCGCACCUACUCAUCGACCUCCUCUGCCCCAUGCCAACAUGUCGAGUAACAGCCUUCCAGGAGGCAUGAUCUGA
Messenger RNA from Beauveria bassiana ARSEF 2860, 2982 nucleotides. RefSeq lists its product as uncharacterized. The coding region runs from base 1 to 2982 and encodes 993 amino acids. The transcript has a single exon. NCBI's taxonomy places the organism in Eukaryota, Fungi, Ascomycota, Sordariomycetes, Hypocreales, Cordycipitaceae. The record is from RefSeq and is a predicted model, not a curated record.